Messenger RNA from Branchiostoma belcheri (Belcher's lancelet), 1744 nucleotides. Its product is annotated as nectin-4-like. Bases 1 to 1647 code for a protein of 548 amino acids. Gene Ontology annotation, molecular function: cell adhesion molecule binding. Gene Ontology annotation, biological process: cell-cell adhesion. Gene Ontology annotation, cellular component: cell-cell junction. Lineage: Eukaryota; Metazoa; Chordata; Leptocardii; Amphioxiformes; Branchiostomatidae. The record is from RefSeq and is a predicted model, not a curated record. The transcript is spliced from 11 exons.
AUGACGGCGGCAGAGCGUGAGGCUGGGGGACCGGGUGUGCGUCAGAGGAGCGGGGACAUCAGUAGGACUCUGAGCCAAGCGAACGGCCGGAUAGGACUUACUUUACCAGAAAGGGUCAACACGAUCCUAAACGACCCCGUGACCUUGACCGCGACCUUCGAGACGAACCGACGUCUUCUGUACCUCUCAUGGGUCAAGGUCGACCCCAAGGACGCCUUGAAGAGGGUCCCUGUCUUCACCUACCACACGGCGAGCGGCUCAGAGGCUUAUGGAUACUACGAGGGGCGCGUGGAGCUUGUCGGGAAGGCGUCCUUGAAGAUCGAACCAACCAAGAUGGAGGACGAGGGGCAGUACAUGCUCAACGUCAUGAUAGAGGGGCUGGGGAACGAGGAGCAGGUCACGCAACUCAACAUCAUGGUGCCUCCGACUGUUGAAGUAGGACCGUACUCCCCUUACGUCACGACCUACCGCCGGACGGUAACUCUGACAUGCGCAGUGAGCGGCGCGAAGCCGAACAUCUCUUCACUGCACUGGGAGAAGGACGGCGCACGCGUAGAGACGAUCGGAUUCACAGGGAAGUACUCCGGAGGAAACAUGGCGUCUCCCUCAUUACUUAUUCAUCACGUGACCAGAGCAGACACAGGGGCGUACGCCUGCAUCGCGGAUCACGUGGUCAGACCAGCCGCCUCCAGUCUCCGGCUAGAAGUGCUAUAUCCGGCUUCCAUCAUCAGCGUUUCGGAGUCUCUGUCAGUGGACCAAUCAGAGCGCGCGACUCUCCAGUGCGUGGCGGACGGUAACCCGACACCAAACAUCACGUGGACAAAGGAAGGCGCGCGCCUGCGCACUGUGACGCAGCCGCUGUCGUCCGACGUGCUGGCGUGUUCUGUGGUGUUUCUCAACGUCCAGGUGAACGAUUCCGGAACGUACGAGUGUCUGGCCAGUAACGGGGUGGGGGAGGCGGACAGGAGAAUCGCAAAACUCACAGUCAGAGAAACUAACGCGGACGACCGUAACUACAUCUGGGCGAUCAUGGUGGGCGCCAUCGCGGGGGGUCUGUGGAUCCUGGUGUGCUCGGGGCUGACGCUGUACAUCCUGAAGCGGCGGAGGGACAGGAGGGAGAAGAAGAAGUACGCGUUCUACUACAACAUGGGGAAACAGGAGGAUGCUAAAGAAACACUCGGGCCGCCAACAGUCGAGCUACCAGGUAACUUUAAUUGUAGACUAAAUGAGCACAAGCUACCAGCGAAGCCAAUUAAGAAUAAUUACUCUGGAAUUGAGACCAUGAGGAAGACGGCACACAAGAAGGGUAAGUGCAGAAGAUUUGCGAAAGCCGUGUAUUCUUACAGCGCCAUGGAGGAGAACGAGCUACACCUGGAGAUAGAUGACGUCAUCGAGGUGCUGGAGGGGGAAGAUGGCGGCUGGUGCUUGGGUUACCUGAGGGGCAGGAUAGGCCUGUUCCCCUCCAACUAUGUCACGUUCCUGCCUGCUGGAGAGGCCUCUAAAAUGACGGAAGACCUGUACCCAAAUUUGGACAGCGUGAGGAGCACCCCCUGCAGACAGUCGAGAAGGAAGGCCACCACUCCUGAGAAGACCGGAGCCAGCAGGGAGAUGGGUCAGCUGAAGAAGAUUGACUGUGUGGAAAUAUAAAACCGUCCAUUCUGUCUGCUGUUCCUGUAUAUAUGAUAUACUGUACGGACGUUCCACCACACGGCAGGCCCAUGGAUGCACACCGUUUGCCUUUGUU